Scleropages formosus (Asian bonytongue) is the source of this 1962-nucleotide messenger RNA. It is a transcript of the gene proza, whose product is annotated as protein Z, vitamin K-dependent plasma glycoprotein a. The record is from RefSeq and is a predicted model, not a curated record. Gene Ontology annotation, biological process: proteolysis; blood coagulation. Gene Ontology annotation, molecular function: calcium ion binding; serine-type endopeptidase activity. Gene Ontology annotation, cellular component: extracellular region. Bases 213 to 1490 code for a protein of 425 amino acids. NCBI's taxonomy places the organism in Eukaryota, Metazoa, Chordata, Actinopteri, Osteoglossiformes, Osteoglossidae. The transcript has 9 exons.
GCCUGUAAAGAGAGCGCACGGCGGGCGGUUCGGAGCCACAGCGGCGGGGUGUGGAGACACUGAGGGCUCAGAGCAGCGGCGCUUCGCAGCAGCCGGAAGGAACCAGCGCUCUGCUCCACCGAAAAACCGGCUGCGACUUUGAACCCUGGAGCUGGAGCUGAUCUAGAGCCAGUGGAGCCUCUCUCGGACAAAGCAGCAGAGGCACAAUCGCCAUGGGCGCCGACGCCACCGCUCUCUUCGUCUGCCUGCUCCUGGGCUCAGCAGCGGCCGGGCAGCACGCCUCUCGAGUGUUCCUGGAGAAGCAGGAUGCCCUCACCCUUAUGUCACGCCACAAGCGGGCCAACGCGGGUUCCGAGGAGGACCAGCUGCCCCCCAACCUGGAGCGAGAGUGCGUGGAGGAGGUUUGCCACUAUGAGGAGGCCCGCGAGAUCUUCCAGGACACUUAUCGCACCGAUAUUUUCUGGUCGGUGUACGUGGAUGGAGACCAGUGCGCCAGCAAGCCCUGCAAGAACGGCGCCCUGUGCUCAGACAGCGUGGGCGGCUAUGACUGCAUCUGCAAGUCGGGCUUCUCUGGAGUCCACUGCGACACAGAUCAGACAGUGUGUAUCCUGGAUGCGACGAAGGGCUGUAGCCAGUUCUGCCAGCCGGGCUACCAGUCGUACAAGUGCUCUUGUGCGCGUGGCUGGAAGCUGCAGGAGAAGCAGAACGAGAAGUGUAUCCCAGCAGUACCCUUUCCCUGCGGGAAGGUGGACAGUCUGAGCCAGUGGGACAACAGAAGGUCCACCAACAUCCGAAGCAGCUACGAGGGACUCAGCUGCAACUCCGGGGAGUGUCCUUGGCAGGUGCUGCUGCAGAGUGAGGUGGGCCCGUUCUGCAACGGCGUCAUUCUGAAAGAGAAUCUGGUGCUCACCACGGCCCAGUGCGCCAACACUUACAGCAGCUUCAAGGUGGUUGUGGGUAAGAGGACCACGUCCUUCGAGGCAGGACAGCAGGAGCUCAACGUGAAGACGGUGCACGUCCACCCGAGAUACGUGGCAGGCCGCCCAGACAACGACCUCGCGGCAGUAGAGCUGCAAAACCGCAUCACCUUCAAGAAGUCCGUGAUGGCUGCUUGCCUUCCAGAGCGGGACUUUGCUGAGAAUGUGCUGAUGACGGGCGAGUGGGACGCGAUCAUCACCGGCUGGAAGGAUGGAUCCCAACCCGUAGCUCUGGAGGGCACUCUCAGCCUCAACCAUCUGGCGUACGAGCCCCUGGAGCAGUGUAUUGAGCGACACCAAGGCCGCAUGACCAACAAGAUGUUCUGCACCUUACCACGACCCAAGGCCGAUUGCAGCUUUGGCCCCGGCAGUCCCGCUCUCACCCUUUACCGGGAGGUGUUCUUCCUAACCGGCGUGGCGAGCCGGCCUCAGGAGCACGACUGCCAACAAGGCUACCUCUUCCAGAAGGUGUCCCGGUUCCUGCCCUGGUUGAAGCCCCUGAUGGAGGCCUGAUGAGGACGGAGGGAGACGGCUGGCGGUGGGGCUGCACGAUAGAGGGGGGGUUAGCUCACCGAAGGUGGAGGAGUUCAUCAAAAAAAUAUGCUUUAGCCGUCUCCGGGCAGAGCUGCAAGUAGACUUUAGCAUUUGGUCGAGCGUCAACAGCGCCCCGUUGUCUAACUCUACGAAACUGCACCUUGUUAGUUUUAUUCCCGUGUUAAACCUCUGAAAGCGGAGGCGCCGUUUCGGGUUCAGGAAGGCCCGCGGCGAGCGCCUCUCUGUUUUCCCCACACGGUGGCACUCGCCCACCAAAAUGACAUUAAAACGCGCUCCGCCUCACUGCGGCUAAUAGCUAAUGCUUAGCGGGAGCUACGUAGCGCGGCAUGUGGCGUGACUGUGUCGUGUCUUAGCUGUGUUUAGGCCUCGCUGCUUUAGACGUGUAACACGGCUGCUUGUGAUGUGUAAUUAAACCAACCGUUUGACCUGA